Molecule: messenger RNA, 970 nt
Organism: Macrobrachium nipponense
Lineage: Eukaryota; Metazoa; Arthropoda; Malacostraca; Decapoda; Palaemonidae
Exons: 2
Coding region: 35-868 (277 amino acids)
Source: RefSeq, a predicted model, not a curated record
GUCCCUUCGACGGUUCAUUACUUUCUGCAUUGCGAUGGGUUUGUUUGCUCCAAUCCUAAUGUCAGGAGUAUUCCUUCUGGCUUUGGCUAAAGCUGAAGUAAGCUCCUUUUCCUCAUCCAGCAUCGGUGGUGGCCUAAAGGGAAAUGUUUUCAGCAAAGGCACCAUUGGCCAUGGAAGCGGGUCUCUGGGUGGUUUCAGUAGUGCAAUCAAUGGCGGUUCUUUCGGAGCUCUCAAAGGACUUAGCAGCAGUAACUACGGUUCAAGUGGCGGGGCGUUUGGAGGAUCAGCAAGCGGAGGCUAUGGAUCUCAUGGUGGGUCGCUUAAGGGUCUGGGAAGUGGAGGCUAUGGAUCAAAUGGUGGGUCGCUGACAGGCUUAGCAAGCGGAGGCUACGGAUCAAAUGUUGGGUCCUUUGAAGGCUUUGCUAAUGGAGGAUCAUUUGGAGGGAGUGGUGGCUAUGGAUCAAAUGGUGGCUCACUUGGGGGAUUUGGCAGUGGGAGCUUUGGAUCACAGGGUAUUUCCUUUGGAGGUUUUGACAGUGGAAGCCAUGGAUUAAGCGGAGGAUCUCCUCUUGGAGGAUUUGUAAGUGGGAGCUAUGGAUCAAACAGAGGAUCCCUUGGAGGGUUCAGUGACACCGGGUAUGGAGCAAGCAGUGGAUCUCUUCAAGGCUUUGGCAGUGGAAUUCACGGGUCCAACAGCGGUUUUUCCGGUGGGUAUGGUUCUGCUUCCGGAGCCACUGCAACUAUCAACUUUAACUUGGGCCGACUGCAGAGCGGUUAUAGUGGCAACAACGGGAAUAUUGGUGGUCCUUUGGGCAGCAGCGGAAUUGCUGGAGGGCAUUUGGGUAAUAAUGGUGGCUAUGGCAAAUAAAAGGUUUGAGAAGUACCAUUUGAUUGGCAAAUUGUGAGGAUAAUAACUACCUUUGAGUCACUUUUACUUUGGUUUAAUGAAGAAAUAAAAUGUCUAUUUUUC